GCACCGAGUGGGGAUGCUCGACCUGUGGAGGGUGAACCGUGGUCACAAGAUGCAGCUUUACUAGAGAACAACACAUCUAUUACAUUGUAGGAACUUAAAGAUAAUAGAAGAAAAUACUUUUUUUCCACCCAACAAUAAUGGCAUCAGUCUCCAUGGAAUACUUUCAAAAAUCUCAUUUGCUCAAGGCCUUUAAUGUUAAAUCUUUUCUUCAAUUCUAAACCUCAAUCUGCGCACCGGCAAAUGUGUCCAUCGUGGCUCAGGGGCAAAUUUUUGAUGGCGGGGAUCCAGCUGGUCCGUGUCAAAGUGAGCUGGACGGUACUUCUGGCUCUGGCCCACCUCACAUACCUGCUAUUUGGAGCCAUCAUUUUCCAAAUUCUGGAGCGGGAAGCUGAGAGCAACAACCGAAACCACUUCCAACUGGAGAAGUUGAAUUUCUUGGCUAAUUACACCUGUCUGGAUGGGCAGGCCUUGGAGAAGUUUGUUCAGGUGAUUUUAGAUGCAUGGGAAAGGGGCGUGAAUCCCUCGGGCAACUCAACUAACCCCAGUAACUGGGACUUCAGCAGCGCCUUCUUUUUUGCCGGCACCGUGGUCACGACAAUCGGCUAUGGCAACCUGUCUCCCAGCACCGUGUCCGGUCAGGUGUUCUGCGUCUUUUACGCCCUGUGCGGCAUCCCACUCAACCUGGCCUUCCUCAAACAGUUGGGCAAGUGUCUCACCAUUCACUUGGGUCGUCUGGAGAGAGGUAUGGUCGCAGUGGUUCCACACAAGCAAAUUGUCGAGGCCUUGGCAGUGAGCUCCUUUUUCGUCGCCGGCAGUCUGCUGUUUCUGGUCGUCCCCCCGCUGCUGUUCAGUUACGUGGAAGGCUGGACAUUUGGCGAGGGCUUCUACUUUGCUUUCAUUACCCUCAGCACCAUUGGGUUUGGAGAUUAUGUGGUGGGGACCGACCCAGACAAGGAGUACAUCUCCUUGUAUCGUAGCCUGGCAGGUAUCUGGAUCAUCUUUGCUCUGGCCUGGCUUGCGCUUAUCCUCAGCCUGGGAUCGAGAAUAAUGGCGCACAUGAUUGGCUUGACCCAUCCGGGCUUUAAGAAGCAGCUGGAGGAUGAGGGCGCGUCCUCCGGUAAACUGGAAGACACCUCAAAGAUCUGACACGUGAGCUGGGUUGGAAUACUGCAUUGAGAUAGUGGAAGCAAUUUGAAGUUUUAUGCUGUUUUAUUUUAGUCAAAUUAUACUUCAUACAUUUUGUGUGGCGUGCAUCUGCAUCUCACAAAGUAUCAUCGUCCCCUUCUCUCAUUGAUAUUAUUGCCUGUAUGCAUCCAAUUUUCAUGCGAUGCUCUUACACAAGAAAAUCUACCUCACUAAGCCAACCACAGUCACCACACACUGGACAAACUUUCAGGAAGAAAAAGACAUUGCCAUUUUUUGCUACUAUUAUGGAAAAAAUAAUUUUCUUUUGUGCUGUUCUUUUUGUUGUAAUACAUGACUGAACACAUUUUGGACAUUCUGUGCAUUGACUGUGACUUUAUUAGCCUCCACAAUCUAAUGAAAUAACAUGCAAGAGCUGGAUUGAAAACAAAAAACAAAAUAUGCCUUUAUAGAAGUAAUAAAAGUCAGUUUUGAUUGAUGUAAUUUGACAAUAAUGUCAAUUGUAGUUUCACUUUCUGGUGGUGUAAGCUUUACUCCACCCUACUGCGAA
Messenger RNA from Syngnathoides biaculeatus (alligator pipefish), 1693 nucleotides. RefSeq names its product potassium channel subfamily K member 16-like. Gene Ontology annotation, molecular function: potassium ion leak channel activity. Lineage: Eukaryota; Metazoa; Chordata; Actinopteri; Syngnathiformes; Syngnathidae. Gene Ontology annotation, biological process: stabilization of membrane potential; potassium ion transmembrane transport. Bases 193 to 1146 code for a protein of 317 amino acids. The record is from RefSeq and is a predicted model, not a curated record. Gene Ontology annotation, cellular component: membrane. The transcript has 5 exons.